CUAAUUCCGGAACCGCGCGCCGUUUUCCUCGUCGGCGCUACUAUUUAACGUCACAGCCUGCGCGAAUUUUCAAACUUUUUCGGUACGGACACAGUUUAAUUUACGGAUAAGCAGCCGCCGACCGGCCAGUGUCUAACAAUUAAAAGUUAAGUGUUAAACGCGACGAUGCACGACAAGCGCGAAGAAGAACUGGGUCAGAUUCGGAUCGAGCGGCCGUUCUACGAGCACAAACAGCUGAGGGAAGAUUUCCAGUACGAAAAGCCGAAAAGACCGAAUGCCGCAAGAGAAUGGAAAGAAAAUCUGCGUAUAAAAAAAGUAUUCAUAGGAUUUUUCCCAAUAUUAGAUUGGUUAGGAAAAUACAACUGGAAAAAAGAUCUGUUCUACGACAUCAUAUCCGGAAUUACAGUAGCAAUAAUGCACAUACCUCAAGGUAUGGCCUACGCUAUGCUGGGAAAUGUAGCCCCAGUUGUAGGAAUCUAUAUGGCCUUCUUCCCAGUGCUGAUAUACCUGUUUUUUGGAACAUCAAGACAUAAUUCAUUAGGAACAUUUUCAGUCGCUUGUCUUAUGACUGGAAAAGCAGUGAUACAACAUAGUGACCCAGCUUACUUUGAUUCAUCGGGAAAUUCAUCGGAUACAGAACCGACAGGAUAUAGUCCGAUCCAAGUAGCCACGGCUGUUACUUUUGUUGUAGCAAUAGUUCACUUUAUCAUGUUCGUGUUAAGAUUGGGUAUAGUGAGCGCAUUGCUAUCAGAAACAUUGGUUAGUGGAUUCACUACAGGAGCAGCUAUUCAAGUUUUAGUAUCUCAAAUUAAGGAUCUUCUUGGAUUAAGUAUACCUAGAUUUAAAGGAUAUUUCGUGAACGUAUAUACGUUGGUUGCCGUAUUUGAAGAAAUUGGUAAUGUGAACGUAGCAGCACUUAUAAUUUCCUUCGUGACCAUCACAAUAUCUGCCUUAAACAAUGACUACCUCAAGCCUAUAAUUGCCAAAAGAUCGCCAUUUCCGUUUCCAAUGGAACUGGUAGCAGUUGUAGUUGGAACCCUAGUUUCGAAGUAUUGCAAUCUCUCCGAACAGUAUGGUGUCAACGUAGUGGGAUAUAUAGCAGUAGGGCUUCCAUCCCCUGCACCCCCACCAUUCGCAUUACUCUCAGAUGUGAUUGUUGAUGGUAUUACUAUCGCCAUAGUAUCUUACACUAUUACUUUAUCCAUGGCUUUGAUUUUUGCUCAGAAACUAGACUACGAAGUAGAUGCCAAUCAAGAAGCCUUCGCUAUGAGUUUAAGUAACUUCUUUGGUUCGUUCUUCUCGUGCAUGCCUGUUUGCACUUCUUUAUCAAGAUCUCUGAUUCAGCAAGUUGUAGGAGGUGUUACACAGCUGGCAUCUGUAGUAUCAUGUUUACUGCUGUUAGUGGUAUUGCUGUGGAUUGGACCGUUCUUUGAACAGUUGCCAAAGGCAGUGCUAGCCAGUGUAAUAGUCGUAGCACUCAAAGGCAUGCUUCGUCAAGUACUCGAAUUUUGGAAGUUCUGGAAACUGAGCAAAAUGGACGCCGUGGUAUGGAUGGGCACGUUUCUAACCGUUGCCUUUGUCAGUAUCGAUAUCGGGCUACUCUGCGGCAUCUGCCUGUCGUUAGCAUCGAUUUUCAUUUUGAGCUUCAGACCUUAUACUUGCUUGCUUGGUCAAGUUAAAGACACAGACUUUUAUUUAGACGUUAAGCGAUAUAAAUCGGCUAAAGAAAUCGACGGUAUAAAAAUAUUUCAUUAUUCUGGUGGAAUCAACUUUGCUACAAAAACUAUAUUCAAAGAUGAUUUAAUUCGAUUGGUUGGAAUCAAUCCACAAAAAGAAGUAGUUUACCGUGCCAAGCUCGCAAAAUAUUUGGAAAUGGCUGAAGAAACGAAACCUCCAACCAAAACACUAAAUAAACUGGAGAGAGUACAAAAUAAAGUAAACACAGAUUUAAGAUGCCUGGUGUUAGAUUUUUCGUCAGUGAGUUACAUCGAUCCUUCAGGUGUAACCAUGUUAAAAUCUACCAUCGAAAGUUUUACCAAGCUUGAUAUCCCUGUAUACAUAGCAAGCUGCAAAGAACCUGUAUAUGAAAUGCUGACGAAAUGCGAUCCGGAAUAUUGUUCCAAAGCUGGAUUCAGAUCUUUCCCGAGUGUCCACGAUGCUGUCCAUUAUUCCACCGAAUUAUUUAGGUCUAGUUCCAAAUCUAGUAUUACAACCGUUAGGUUAUAGUAAAUAGUAAUUAUAAGAUAAUAUUUAAAUAUUUUGACUGACAUAAGAAAAUAAGGAUUUAGAAUAAAUCAUAUUGAUCACUGGUACCGACGCACAAGUAUCAUAAUAUUCUUUUGAAAUCUAAUAUCAGAAAAAAUCUUCCUACAACUAUGUAUUCAGUAUGCAAGAUAAUCACGAGAGAAAUGGAAGAAAUUUAAGACAUGAAAAAAAAACUGAAACUCCUUAAUCUUUGAGUACAUCGAAAUGAAACAUUUAUAGUUAAAGAUUAACAUUUUAAAAGAUUUAAAAACCAUUAAGCUACUGAACCAAUAACCGUUCUUAUGAAUAUUAGUAUAAAUUUAAUUAAUUUAUUGAUCUGUUCAAUGCCUUAAAUCCUGUUUUUUUUUUAAAUUUGUAAAUAUUGUAAAUAUUAAAAUAUAUGUAUAUUUGUAUUUGAAAGAGAAAA
This is a messenger RNA of Sitophilus oryzae (rice weevil), 2671 nucleotides long. RefSeq names its product prestin-like. Gene Ontology annotation, molecular function: sulfate transmembrane transporter activity; oxalate transmembrane transporter activity; bicarbonate transmembrane transporter activity. Gene Ontology annotation, cellular component: membrane. Lineage: Eukaryota; Metazoa; Arthropoda; Insecta; Coleoptera; Curculionidae. The record is from RefSeq and is a predicted model, not a curated record. The coding region runs from base 166 to 2226 and encodes 686 amino acids. The transcript has 13 exons. Gene Ontology annotation, biological process: transmembrane transport.